Messenger RNA from Zootermopsis nevadensis, 4389 nucleotides. The record is from RefSeq and is a predicted model, not a curated record. Lineage: Eukaryota; Metazoa; Arthropoda; Insecta; Blattodea; Termopsidae.
AAAUGCACCAGCAGUAAAAUAUGGCAGUGGAGUCAAGGCACCUAAAUUGAUAGAAACUUCUUCAGGGAAUGAGAAUGAUGGCAUUUUAGAAAUUGGAACCCAACAGAUCGAGGUUCCAGAUGGUAAUAAUAAAGAUUUUCCUAAACAUUCUGGAUCUUCAUCAGGGAAACGAUCUUAUCAUCCAUCAACACAAGUGUCUUUUGGUACUGUAGAUGACCCAGAAAAAGGUAUUUAUGAUGCACCAACUCAGAAAAUCACUGACAGGAUUUUUAAAGAAAUACCAAGUGAUGAUUCAACAGUUGUGGGUUCCAAGGUAGGAUCAAAGAAAGUAUCAAAUUCUGGACAAGCAAGACAGAAAACAGACCAGAAGAUUCUUACAAAUAGAGUUGCUACCAUUAAACAUUCCUCUGAAUUAUCCAUAGACUCAAGUGAUGAAACUGAUACAGCUGAUAUCUGCAUUUCUGUAGCUGGGAAAGUAAAUUCUCCUGAUACGAGCACCAGCGACGCCAAAGAAUUAAAUAAAUGCGAGUUGAGAGAAUCGUGUGUUACCGAGGGCAUUAAAAACAUAUCUGAAAAUAUAAGACCUACAAAGGUCAGUGCAACACCAGAUGUUCAGAGUAGGUGUGAUAAAUGGUCUGAAAUUAGAACACAGACAACUGCAGAGGUUAUACCUCAGAAGGAGAGCAGCGAAGUGCCCGAAGUGGUAGUAUCAACGACAGAUUCUACACCAGGGCUUCAAGACAGUGGUUUUGACGGCUCAAAGAAAUCUGUUGCAGAGACCGGUGUUGACAACAGUGAAACUGUACCACCAGAUAAACCAAAAGGUACAGUUGGGAAAUCUGGAAUGGCAGAAUCAGUAAUACCAGAUACUCCGAAACCUGAAAUGAGAGAAGCAGAGGAACCACAUGGCUCUACACUCCGAGCUGAAAAAGCUGGAGAUGGGGAACGUGGGAUGGAAGGAUUAAGGAAGCCAGGAAUUCCAACAUCAGGCGUUCAGAAGGAAAAUAAUGAAGUGUCUGGGAUGACAGAAUCAAAGAAGACAAAUGAUUCUGUAUUAGGUACUCACGGAAAUGGUCGUGGAACAUCUGAUAUGAAUGAAAUCAAAAAGCCAGGUGAUAAUAUGGCAAGUGAUCAGGGGUGUUUUAAUGGAAAACAUUUGAUUUCAAAUUCAAAGAAAUCUGAUAUAAAAAGUACUCAAAAAGAGGAUGAUUCAAAAUGUGAAGGGGCAGGUUCAGAGAUACCAAGUGAUGAUAAAUCUAGUAUUCAUGAUGGUUCCGGCGAUAAAACAGACUCAGAAAAUGUCCUUGAAGCGAACUCACAGAAAAUUCAAGUAGAUAGAAGCUCUGAGUUAAAUAAAGUUAAAAAAUCUGCUGUACCUAUCGACGCUCAUAAAAAUGUAGAUGUUGUAGAUAAGCUGAUAGAUGACAACUUGAAUGAUACAUUUGAGCUCAUAAUGCCAUCAUCACAGGAUUUAAUGAAGGCUGUAAAAGCAUAUGAGGCAAAGCAAUCUCCGUUCAAACCAGAAGAAGUUAUUCCUAGUGAAGACGAAGAACCAUCCAGCCUAACACUUAAAAUCCCUAGGCAUAGUCACUUGAAAAGUAAAAGAGCCAAGGUUAGGAAGAGACCCUGUACUAAAAGCAAGGCUUCGGACGCCACAGUAGUAGGUAGCGUAAAGCACCUGCCAGACGAAAGCUCUGUUGAUGUAAGUACGAUAUCAAACGCUGCAGCUGGAACAAGUAGAAGAAGAAAACUUUCUUAUGAAGAUAUUGAUCAAAGUGAUAAAUCAGAUAUUAUUCUUCAGGCCAGCAAACAAAGGAGACUUUCUAACAAAGAUCCUCUUGAAAAUGACAGUAAAAAUGAAGUAAAUGAUAUGACGUCACGUCGCAGGUCACGUAGAUGUCCUGGAGAGAUUCAACAAAUUGAAACUGAAGAUGUAGUUAACACGGAUAAAGAAAAUGGUAAAGCAAGAACGUCAAAAAUUGUUAAGGGUCAAGAUGAAAUAGUUGCAUCAGCUGAUUCCCAAACGGAGACGAACGUGAAACUGUCUAUUGAGACCUCUAGAAGAGAGAAAUCAUUACGUAGUGGAGUUCACAGAAAUAAAAAGGAAGAACAGGGUUUUAAAUCAGAACAGUCUAAUAAACCAAGAAAAGGAAGAAGAAGAUUAAAGGAAGUUGUUGAAUCAACAGAAGAUAAUGAUAAUAAAGAGACAGGAAAAAGAAGUGUUGAUAAGAAGGAAGACGUGGAAAAUGCCCUUGCAACAAGCAUCCGUCCUUCAAUACAACAGAAAAUGACUCGCAAGAUCCGAGACAGCUUAGGAAGUGAUAAGAGUGAAGGUAGUCCAGCUCCAGAAGAAGAAAGGUCAAAGAGUAGAAGCAGAGGACGUUUAAGCAGUAACUCUCAAAAUGAGGUUAAUGAGAGAGUAGAACUUAGUACACACAGGACUUUGAGGUCAAGAAAAGUCUCUCUAAGCAAACCACCUUCGGAGGAGUUAUUGAAAAAUUCAGAAGAUUUUGGCGGUAAUACUUCUAAAGAUGUAAAAGAAAAGAAAAUAACUGAUUCUGUUCCUGGUCGUCAAAAUGUGUCCCUUCGUAAGUCACCGGGACAGAGUAAAGGAGACGGAGAAGUUACGUCUGUGACUGACUCAUCAAAGAACCGUUCGCCGCAAAAAGUGGCAAGGCGGAAUGAUAUAGAAAUCGUAAGCAACCGGGAACGAAAACGGAAGACCGAAGAAACUGUCACCGAGGCAGCUUCCAAACGUUCCAAGAAGGCGAAAUCUCAGGAAAACAGCGCUGACAGAUGCAGUCCAGAAACAAGCAGACCACAACGAGGUGUAAAACAUGCAAAAUCUGCUGAUGAGGAACGUGCUGAACAUUUACCAGCAAAACAAACAAAGACCGAAGAAAAGCUAUCCAAAACACAUUCUCCUUCGUUCGAGAACAGUGUACAGAAUGAUGAAGUUAAAUGUGUGCAAUCUCCUAGAAGAGGCAGAACAAGAAGGAAAGUUAUGAGCUCUCAGAAGUCAGAAAUAACAGAAACAGCAAAACACGAUACAAAAUCUGGUCAGAGAGAGAGAACAAGUAGGAUCUCAAAGACUGACAAAACCUACAAGGGACUGGAAAACGAGCCUACAACCCCGAAAUCACGCAAAAUUAAUUUAUCUGCGGACCAAGACAUAACACCCCAACAUGCAAGAUCUAGCCGAGGAAGAGGAACACCACAGAGUAACAUCCGACUUAGUUCUCAGAAGAGUGAUAGCAAUGUAAGCACUCAACGGCGUUCCACUCCACGUAGAAUGGCAUCAGCUGGUGGAACAGCACACCACGUUCUUUUCACCGGAUUCUCUGACUCCAAGCAAGAAUACGUCGUCAGGCAACUAGGUGGUCGUGUGGUGGACUUACCUGAAUCUUGUUCAGUUCUUGUCACAGACAGGGUGCGGCGGACAUACAAAUUUCUUUGUAUCAUGGGUCGCGGAAAACCCAUCGUUUCACCCGAAUGGCUAGCACAGUGUCAGCGAUCUGGCUGUUUUGUGGAUCCGUGGAAAUUCCUGAUAAAAGACCACGAAUCAGAGUCAAAAUUCAAAUUCCAGUUACGGGAGUCGUUGGAAGUUGCGGCUAGGACUAACCUACUGGCAGGUUACAGCGUCUAUGUUACACCAAAAGUUAACCCACCCCCAUCAGAGAUGAAAGGCAUUAUCGAAAGUUGUGGCGGAGUUUUCAUGAGUCUGGGGGCUGUCAAAUCUUGGCCAGUUAAUAGUUUCAUCAUAUCAUGCUCAGAUGAUAAAGCCAGUUGGUCUAAGCUCAAGAAAUCGGGCAAGCCUAUUGUGGGAGCAGACGUUCUUCUGUUGGGAGUUCUGCACCAGAAGCUCGAUCUGAAAUCAAAUACUUUGGUGUAGUCAUCACGGCCAUCGGAACCUUGCGUCGCGUUCAGAAUUGUGUAUGGAGUGACCACAUCUGCCCACACAUAUUUGUUUCCAUUUAAUAUAUUUCAUCGCAGCGGACCAAUUUUAAAGAAGCUGAUGUUACAGGUGAUCAUUUUUUUAUUAUUAUUAUAUUUCCUAAAUUCCAUCCUUUGUCAGUACCAUUAUCACCGCCGCACGAACUUUACGUGCGGAAUAUAUCGGAAUGAUGACAACCAGCGUGUAUGGAGGUAUCUUGCGAAACGCGCUUCGUAGUAAGAAUAUUAUGAUAGUUGUGCGGACUUUUCAAAUUUAGUUUUAUGUUUUGUGUAAUUCCAUAACUUUUUCAGUCGGACCAGUUAUCUAGAUAUCGUCUGUUAUAUACCGGUGUGGUUAUCUUUCUUUAAAAAAAAUAAAUGUAACAGCAUUUGUAAUGUACGUUCCUGGCAUGGAAUGAUAUUAAUAAACGAUUAAAAGCAGAACAGUAUUACUCA